UCUUGAUUAGCGUAUGAGGUUGGGUCUGGAGACAAGACAGUACCGUAGCGAGCGAACGUACGUUUGAAAAAGAUUCGUCCAUAUAACAUCAUGCACUGCAGAAAAAGGAAAACAACACGACAUUGAUUUCGUUUGCGAUCGGCGUUCCAACGUGCGUUUCAUACUUCAACAGGGCUGCGGAAGAAUCAACAAUUAUGGCGAGUGUAUUAGAGGAUCCAACUUUGGAAAGGCACUUCAAGGGCCACCGAGAUACAGUCACCAGCGUAGACUUCAACCCAAAUAUGAAGCAGUUGGCAUCGGGAUCGAUGGACUCCUGUUUGAUGGUCUGGAAUUUCAAGCCCCAGAUGAGGGCCUACAGAUUCGUUGGUCACAAGGAUGCUGUUCUGUCAGUGAACUUCUCUCCCUCUGGUCACUUGGUAGCCUCCGCUUCAAGAGAUAAAACAGUCCGGUUAUGGAUACCCAGUGUCAAGGGAGAGUCCACUGUAUUCAAGGCCCACACAGCGACAGUCCGGAGCGUUGAGUUUUCAAGUGAUGGACAGUACCUGCUUACAUCGUCGGACGACAAAACAGUCAAGGUAUGGACAGUGCACCGCCAACGGUUCCAGUUCUCCCUCAGUCAGCACAUGAACUGGGUGCGCUGUGCCAAGUGGUCCCCUGACGGCAGGCUCAUUGUGUCCGGCAGCGACGACAAGACGGUCAAGAUAUGGGACCGGACGAGUAAAGACUGCAUCCACACCUUCUUUGAGCAUGGAGGCUUUGUUCACAAUGUAGCAUUCCAUCCCAGCGGGACGUGUAUAGCAGCUGCAGGGACAGACAGCACUGUUAAAGUAUGGGACAUCAGAAUGAACAAGCUCUUGCAGCACUAUCAAGCUCAUACAGCAGCAGUAAACAGCUUAUCCUUCCAUCCAAGCGGCAACUACCUCAUCACAGCCUCCAACGAUUCCACCUUAAAGAUCUUGGACUUGCUGGAAGGCAGGCUGUUCUAUACCUUACAUGGCCAUCAGGGCCCGGCCACAGCUGUUUCAUUUUCCAGAACAGGGGAGCAUUUUGCCUCAGGAGGGGCAGAUGAACAGGUGAUGGUCUGGAAGACCAACUUUGACCAGAUAGACUAUAAUGAGGUCCUGCAGUCCCAUCGGGCCCGGUCCCAGACCACUACCGCUCCACCGCACAUCCAUGACAUCCAUCCCCGGUCCCCGCACCACAGGCACAGUGUGCGGAGUACCGGCGCAGACAUCAAUGCCCACAGUGAGCCCAAGAACAUGGGUGCCCCAACGCCAAACGUGACCAACCUCGGUCCGGCAUUGUUCUCACAGCCCAGGCAAAAGGGAAUGGUCAAUGGCACGUCAGGGUCACCCAAGGGCUUCUCAGGGCUGGACCUGACCUCGGCGGACAUAGAGAGACGAGGCCUAGAGGAGGGGCAGGGUCUGAACGCCUACCAAUCCUCCACCGCACCUUUGGAGGUCAAAGAGAUGCCCCCCGCCCUGUCCAAGACCUUGGAGAAUUUUGUGGGCCAACUGGAUGUUCUAACACAGACUGUGAACAUCUUGGAGCAGAGACUGACGAUGACAGAGAACAAGUUACGGGAGGUGCUUGACAACCAGCAGAAGAUCACCUUGCAAGUCAGGCCCACGGAAUAAACAACCUGGUAUUCCUAGAACCAUGUUGUAAUAUACAAAUAUAACAUUGUUUGAGGGGUAGUAGUGUACAAAAUUACUGGAGGGUUGGUUAAAUGACGACACAAAGCUGAGGGAAGGAGGCAAAAUCACUGAGGGACCAUUCACUUGAGGGACGCAUUGGAAAAUUGACCAAUGAAAGAGUGCAUUUAGCUCAUUUAUGGGUGCGUUCGAUUAGCUUACAUGUGUAAGUAAUACUUACACGACAGCGUUCGAUUAGCCAUCACUUGAUCCUCGUGUCUGUCCUGGUGUCAACUCCAGCUCGUAAGCGGGUCUCUGGUGGCUGCCCGGGUUGUGACGCCAGUGGACGAUUUCGUUGAUAGGAAGAUUAAAGAUGUUGGGAAUUUGAAAACAAAGUGAAAACAUUCAAUGGAGAGAUUUAUGACACAAAUAUUGCCUAUUAUUAACAGUGUUCAAUUGGAUGGACAUCUUUUUGAUAAUUCAUAGCAUAUCCUGCCAUUUCAGAAAUUGUUGAUCUGUUUACAGUGAUAAAACUAAUUUACAAGUGAAGCAGACGACAGUAUGCCUUGGGUGUUUUCAUUUUAAAGUCCCGCCCCAAAAUAAUCUUUGACCUUAAUUUUCCCAGAGUGUUUAGGCAAAUACACUGCAGCGUUCGACAAGCCUCAUUUCGUGGCUUCCCCGGGUGUAACCUGGUGUCCAAAUGGGGAAGCUAAAUC
Messenger RNA from Patiria miniata (bat star), 2350 nucleotides. Its product is annotated as POC1 centriolar protein homolog A-like. Lineage: Eukaryota; Metazoa; Echinodermata; Asteroidea; Valvatida; Asterinidae. The transcript is spliced from 12 exons. Bases 195 to 1637 code for a protein of 480 amino acids. The record is from RefSeq and is a predicted model, not a curated record. Gene Ontology annotation, cellular component: ciliary basal body; centriole. Gene Ontology annotation, molecular function: protein binding. Gene Ontology annotation, biological process: cilium assembly.